Molecule: messenger RNA, 1421 nt
Organism: Pelagomonas calceolata
Lineage: Eukaryota; Pelagophyceae; Pelagomonadales; Pelagomonadaceae
Source: the annotation of a GenBank genome assembly
GCUCCAUCGAAACGGCCUUCUAUUACCAUCAGACUAAUUUUGCGAGGACACAAAAAGGGGUGCCUAGCGCACGCGUGGCUCCUUCCUCGCCUUCAAAACCGCUGCGCAGCCUUCCCACACACACCGCGCAGCUGCGCUGCGAAAAAUAAGCGCGCAAUCGCGGGGAUCGCUACACGUGUCCUAAACAACCAGCGAACAUGCAGCAGGACCAGUCCAUGGAGGAGCAGGUCCAAGACACGCGAGAUGAUGCCUCGCUCGAGCCCCGUGCCAAGUGUCGGCGGCGACGACCCGAGUGUGCAGCCCGUGAGCCGUAUGCACUCGCGUGCUCAACCCUGUUGACCAAGCAGCGCCGCACUAAUGUAAACGUGCGAUCUGUCAUGCUCAUUCGCGUCAUGCUGCUGGUUGGCCUGUGCGGGGUGGCGAUGGCGCAUACCUCGAAUUGCAGCGGUGAUUUCAAUCUGCGCUCGCACACACUGGCUCCCAACCGUGGAGAGAAGAGCCUCAUGAUCAACAAUGCUGCGCAUUUCUUUCAGCUGCCCUCUCCUGCCAACUCGCAGGGCAAGAAUUCCACUAUCUGCAUACCGCAGAAGAAUGGCAAUCGAAACUGGGGAGGCUUCGCGUUCGCAGCGUGGAGGAGGAGAGCGCCGGCCUCUAUCGACGCCAUGCUGAAGGAUAUGAGGCAUUGGGAAAGGAACAGCUUGACGGUGGACGAUACCAUCCAGGAAUACUUCUUUGCUCGUGAUCCAUACACGCGGCUUCUGUCGCUGUAUCUGCAAAAGGUUGUGUCUGAAUGUACUUCCGGUGGUCAGCUCGGCUGCUCACAAAGGCUACGCUACCUUGGCCUCAGCAAGAAUACGAGCUUUGCAUAUUUCGUGCAGCAUGUGUGGAGGCUUACGGAGGGAAACCCUCGGCGGCUAUGUGCCGUUGAUCAUCAUCUUUGCAGUCAGCUUGAGUCAUGCUACUCAAGCGUCAGCGGAAGCGGUAAGCACAUUUUGGUGCUCAGGCUCGAGGAGCAGGCCAAAUGGUGGCCGUGCUUUGUCAAAGAGGUGGGCGUUGACGAAUCGGUGCUGCGCGGGGUGCAAUGGUUGCCGUUUUCAGGCCAAGAGUGCUUUUACUCUCCGACCGGGCGCUGCAGCGACAUACUCACGGCGAUCUCCGACCAGUCUCAGUUGCAAAUCCCGACAGGGAACGUUCACGCAACGUCCGCAUCUAGCCCUGAGCAGCUUGCCAAGCACUACGACCAGCACUCCGCGUGGCUGGUCACGCUUCUAUACUCGGCCGACCUGGCUGUUCUUGGCUACUCGGCUUGGAGCGGAACGGGUGCCAGGGUUCGGCCUAGGCACAAGCCGGAAAUUCCCUUAGGGCCCCAUAUAGAUAUGGAACGCUAGGAAAUAAUUUUUCCGUAAUUAUGGUUCAAUUUA